This is a messenger RNA of Colletotrichum fioriniae, 558 nucleotides long. RefSeq lists its product as uncharacterized. The record is from RefSeq and is a predicted model, not a curated record. Lineage: Eukaryota; Fungi; Ascomycota; Sordariomycetes; Glomerellales; Glomerellaceae.
AUGCCCUUCAACGCAGAAGCAUACGACCUAAAAUGCCGCCAAAUGUCCAACGAAGCCCUCAUCGCCCGACGAUCCCACUAUGUCCGCCAGCUCGCGGGCAGCUCGACCGCAACAGCGCUCCACACUGCAGCGGGCGCAGUCACCGCGGGGCUCAGCUGGCUCAUGGUCCCCUACGACGCGGCGCGCAUCCGCAACGCGCGCAGGAAACGACGGAUCCUCGAGCGGCAUGCCGUCGAGAGGGGCCUGGCGGUGAAGACGAAGAAGGGGGACUUAUUGGUUCCGAUGGCGCUUAGCGUGACGUUUGGCGCUGUCGCGAUCGAGGGGGCCGAGGUGUGUGCUGAUGUACUGGUGGGGAGCACCGGCGGGUCGUCUUCGAGCGCGGCAGCAGCGACGGCGGCGCACGGUGUUGUUAAGGGGGUUGCUCAUGUUGGGCUUGAUGCUGGCGUUGCGGCGGCUGAGCAUGCGCAGGCCAAGCAAGGAAAGAUUGAAGUUGAUGAGAGGUUGAUAAGAGGAAGUGGACGAGGUGGUUCAAUGAGUGAGGAAUCGAAAAAGAAAUGA